Messenger RNA from Elgaria multicarinata webbii, 7819 nucleotides. RefSeq names its product FRAS1 related extracellular matrix 1 (gene FREM1). Gene Ontology annotation, cellular component: membrane. Gene Ontology annotation, biological process: anatomical structure morphogenesis; cell communication. The record is from RefSeq and is a predicted model, not a curated record. NCBI's taxonomy places the organism in Eukaryota, Metazoa, Chordata, Lepidosauria, Squamata, Anguidae. Bases 52 to 6567 code for a protein of 2171 amino acids. The transcript has 36 exons.
GGACUAAGAACACACCUCCUUUUAUAAGGAAUUUUCUCCUUUGCAAAUGCUAUGGAGAACAGCUGGCUCCUUUUGCUCUUUGCACUUCAUCUGAGAGGCAUCUGCUCCUCCUUCGUCAACGUCAACCGUGGGUUGAAAGUGAUGAAGGGUCAGUCUAUCUUCCUGUCACAAGAGGACUUGCAGUUUUCCAUCCCCAGAGAGAAGGAUGCUUGCAAAGUAGAAGUGGUGAUGAACGAACCAAUGACACAGAGGGUUGGGAAGCUAACCCCACAGGUGUUUGACUGUCAUUUUCUUCCCAAUGAAGUCAAGUACACUCACAAUGGAUGUCCAAUUCUUAAUGAAGACUUAGUCAUGCUGCGGUUAUACAGAUUUACAGAAACGGAAACUUUCACAGAAAUAGUCACCCUUCUUGUAAAGUUACUUGAACCAGAUUGUAAUAUUAUCAAGAUGAGCUCCAGUGCUCUGGAGGUCCCUGAGUUUCAUGGCCUGUCUAAUGUCAUUAACAAGAACAUAAUUACUUUGGACUAUAACACGAAGAUUAACUUAGAGUGCACUAUAAGCCUGGUCUCCCUAGAGACGUUUCUACCAGCCCAUGGUCAAGUUGUUACUGGAGAAGCAAAGGAAGAAGAACCUCGUGGAGAUCAACCUCAUAGUUUUUUCCCCACAUCCAUCCAUAGGGCAGGUGAAAGGUGCCCAACUGGAAGUUGUCUUUCUGGCUUGAAGACCAUUCAGAAUAUCAGAGUGAGCUGUGAGGAUUUUCUCCUGAUGGGCCUUAGAUACCAGCACUUGGACCCACCUUCGCCCAAUGUUGAUUAUAUCCCCAUCAGACUGGAUCUCACUGAUCGCAGAAGCAAGACUGUGUACAAGUCUGAGCAUGCUUGGCUUCCUGUUCAGAUCAGAGGUGCAAUUUCUAACCAGGCCCCGCAAGCUGCUUUUAUGGCUAUGCUCAUCCUGGAAGUGGACCAGUUCAUUUUGAGCCCCUUGUCAACAGCCAUAUUGGAUGCUGAAGACAGUGAAACAGCCCAGUCUCUGCUGGUCUUCAACAUCUCCAAACCACCCCAGGAAGGCUACAUCACACACCUGCAAGACCACACUAAGCCUGUCUCAUCCUUCACGUGGAACAGUCUCAACGAUAUGCUCAUUGCAUAUCAGCCACCAAACAGCAGUCAUUCGGAGAGGAGAAAUUAUGAGGUGGAGUUUGAAGUUCAUGAUUUGUACUUUGAAAAGAGUUCACCCAUUACUCUUUAUAUCUCUGUUAGAACAACAAAUACCAAUGCUCCUCGAGUUUCAUGGAAUACAGGUCUUGAUCUCUUGGAAGGACAGUCUCGCUCUAUAACAUGGGAACAGUUUCAGAUUGUAGACAACGAUGAUAUCAGUGGGGUUCGCUUAGUCACUGUUGAUGGUUUACAGCAUGGACAACUCACUUUAAGAGGAGGAAAAGGAUUCAUGCUCACAGUCUCAGACCUUAAGGCUGGUGUUGUUCGUUACCAUCAUGAUGACAGUGACUCCACAAAGGACUAUAUUGUCUUCAGGAUCUUUGACAACCGCCAUAGCAGCCGCCACCGGUUUCCAAUCAACAUAUUGCCUAAAGAUGACAGCCCCCCAUUCCUCAUUAGUAAUGUUGAAAUAGAGGUGCAUGAAGGACAAACAAUUCAGAUACAAGGUUCAAUGCUUCAAGCCUCUGACAUGGAUUCUAGUGAUGACUACAUACUCUUUAAUAUCACCAAGGCAUCACAGGCAGGAGAAAUCAUGAAGAAACCAGGACCAGACCUUAUUGGUUAUCCAAUCACUAAAUUCCUUCAGAAAGAUCUUCUUAAUGGGAUAAUCUACUACCGCCACUUAGGAGGAGAAAUAUUUGAAGAUUCAAUUGAAUUGGUUCUAUGUGAUAGUCAUGACCCUCCCAAUCUUUCAGAAACUCAGGUGGUAAGAGUGCAUGUAAUUCCUGUGGAUGAUCAGCCUCCCAAAGAAGUUCCAGGAGUAAGCCGGCAUCUAACUGUCAAGGAAACUGAGAUUGCCCUUUUAACAAAGAAACACCUUAAUUACAAAGAUAUGGAAGCACAGGAAAGGGAGCUCUUCUAUACUAUAACUUCUCCCCCAUUCUUCUCUUCCGUACAAUACCACACAGAUGCUGGGAAGUUAUUUAUGGUAGACAGUAUUCCUAAGAUGAUCAAGGAUCCUGCUACUCCAUCACUGAGAUCAUUCACUCAGCAUGCCAUAAACCACAUGAAAGUUGCCUACAUGCCUCCUUUGCAAGAUAUUGGUCCUGACCUUCAGUUUAUCCAGUUCACAUUUUCAGUCAGCAAUCAGCAUGGUGGAACUUUGUAUGGCAUCUGUUUUAAUAUUACCAUUCUUCCAGUAGACGAUCAGGCUCCAGAGGUGUUUACAAGCAACUUGAAAGUGGAAGAAGGUGGGCUGAGCACCAUUACAGAGGGACACAUUUUGAUUUCAGAUGUGGACACUAAACUGGAAAACAUCUGCAUCUACCUCCUAAGGCCGCCUCUCCAUGGGACUGUAGAGCUGGAUGGAAUUCCUAUGAAUCAAGGGGAUCAGCUCACUUGUGAAGACCUGCACACAUCAAAAGUCAGGUAUCGUCACAAUGGCUCUGAAACUACACAGGAUCAUAUCCUGCUUGCAGCUACAGAUGGUGUAAAUUCCUUUGAGUUUAUCCUACAUGUUAAGGUGAUGCCUGUAAAUGAUGAGCCUCCUGUCAUGAAUGCUGACCUCAUACCCUUCCUGCAAUGUCCAGAAGGUCAGACAGUGUCCAUCACCUCGGCACAUCUUUAUGCUACUGAUGCAGAUAGUGAAGAUAUGCAGUUGAUGUUCAUGCUUGCUCGACAGCCUAAACAUGGGGUUGUGAAGAAAGAUGGCAUCGUAGUAGAUCGUUUUCCCCAAGCAGAUGUUGUUUCUGGAGCAGUGGCAUACGAACACACGAGUGGAGAGAUUGGUUUGGCUCCUUUGUUCGAUGUCCUUACCUUUGUUGUCUCGGACGAUGAAAUUGGCCCAGAUGGAAAUGCCUGUUGUUAUGAUGGAUCUCCUUCUCCUCUUAUGCCGCUCCAUAAAUCCUCCCCAGUGUUUGACAUUAAUAUCACAAUAUUUCCAGUGGAUAACCAGCCUCCAACCAUUGAGACUGGUGCCAUGUUUCUUGUGGAUGAAGGCUCCUCAGCUGCCAUUACAGUUAACCACUUGUCUGCCAUGGAUCCUGACACCAAAGCCGAUGACAUACAGUUUGUUUUAGCUUCUCCACCCCAGUUUGGGUAUAUAGAAAAUAUAUUACCUUCCCCUGGCUUUGAGAAAAGCAACAUGGGAAUAAGCAUCGCUUCAUUUCAGCUGAAAAAUGUGAAGGCCCUGCACAUAAACUAUGUCCAGACCAGGCACAGGAGAAUUGAACCAACCAAAGACCAAUUUAUGCUUUACGCCACUGAUGGGAAACGUCAUUCAAUGGAGACACCAUUUUAUAUCUUAAUCAACCCUGCAAAUGAUGAAGUCCCAGAAUUCAUAGCAAGGAAUAUUACAGUGCAGGAGGGUCAGAUGAAAGAACUGGAUCCAUCUGUAAUAAACGUGGUUGAUCUGGAUGUACCUCAAGAUACUCUGAUGUUUACUGUCCUGCAACACCCCCAGCAUGGCCUCCUUAUCAAUGGGAUGUAUGGCAAUGACAUCAUCCGCUACAAACAGGCAAUUAACAGUUAUCAGCAUCGUGAACUUCCCGUGCAUGAAUUCUCCGUGGAGUUUUUACGAAAAGGGAUGCGGCUGAUGUAUAUGCAUGAUGACUCGGACAGUCUAGCUGAUGGUUUUUCAAUCCAGCUAUCAGAUGGGAAACAUAAAGUGUCAAAAACCAUUUCGGUAGAGGUCAUUCCAGUUAAUGAUGAGAAACCAGUGCUGAGCAAGAAGGGUAAGAUAGAGGUGAAUAUGGGGGAAGCCCAGUUUAUUUCUAGUGCUGUUCUGUCAGCCGAAGAUAAAGACACCCCUAGGGAACAAAUUUAUUAUUUAUUUGAGAGAGUCCCAGAAAAUGGACAGCUUCAGCUCAAGGUAGGCCGUGACUGGGUGACGCUCCAUAAUGGGAUGAAGUGUACUCAGGAGAACAUAGACAUGAACUCUGUGAGAUAUAUACACACUGGAGCGAUUGGCUCAAAGGAACAAGACAGUUUUGUGUUUCACCUGUGGGAUGGAAACAACAGGUCUCCAGUGGUGGUUUUCCCUAUUGCCAUUAAGGACAUGGAAAAGGGAAACAUUGCCGUUUUUGUGAGGCCCCUCACCGUGUUGAAAGGUGACCGAGGCCUCUUGAUGACGGACGUCCUCCUUGCAGUUGAUGGCACUGAGAAGCCAGAGGAGCUCCUCUACGUGAUAACCUCCCCACCUCAGCAUGGACAGAUUGAGUACAUCAGCUAUCCUGGAGUUGCCAUUACAAGUUUCAGCCAAAUGGAUGUGACAGGCCAGGCAGUUUGCUAUGUCCACAACAGCAAGGCAGCUUCUCCCAGAGAUAUGUUCAGAUUCAUCAUCAGCAAUGGGCUAAGAACUAAACAUGGAGAGUUUGAGAUCAUCUUGGAGACAGUGGAUCAAGCCUUACCCUCACUGGUCAAGAACAAGGGUUUAAGAUUAUUUGAAGGUGGCAUGGCGCUCAUUUCUCCAGAUGUCCUACAGCUUUCAGACCCAGACACAGCUCCACAAAACCUUUCCUUUCUCCUAGCACAGCUGCCACAGUACGGCCAGCUCUACAACAGAGAGUCUGGGCUAUGGCGGCAAAGCUUUAGCCAACAUGAUGUGGACACCCGGAAUGUUGCCUAUCGGCACGGAGGAGGAAAUUCUCGGAUUGACAGAUUUACAUUUGUGGCCACGGAUGGAGUGAAUCAGGGCUUCACCAUAAAUGGCAAGAUGCAAGUAGAGCCUGUGGUGUUCAUCAUUCAGGUGGACAGCCCAGCAAAAACAGCCCCAGAAAUUGUCUAUCUUCGGUGUGCUUCAGAUGUAGAACUUCUGAAAAAUGGCAACUAUGGUAUUUACAUUACUAUCCGGUCACUGAAGGCAUCAGAUUGUGAUACGGAUGAUGAUGAAAUCAUUUUUAAAAUUUUAAGAGGCCCUCAAUAUGGCUACUUGCAAAAUAUAACAACAGGUGGAUUUAUUCAGGAAGAAUUCAGCCAGAAGGAUCUAAAUAGCAAAAUCAUACUUUACGUCAUCGAUCCUUACUGGGAGGGGAAUUCGGACAACCUGGAGAUCCAAGUUACUGAUCCCGAAGGAAACUCUGCUGCACCUCAAACAUUGGAACUGAAAUGGUCUAAAAUUGAAAUGCAACAAGAUGGUUAUGAAGUGUGUGAAAAUGUGGGAAUGCUGCCUUUGAAGAUCACCAGGUUGGGGCACACCACAGAUUCUGCUUUCGUUGCAGUAAAGGUCAAUGAAGUGACUGCUUCAUCGGGAAAGGAUUUUACUGUGGCCCCUUCCAAACUUAUUCAGUUUGAUCCAGGAAUGUCAACCAAGAUGUGGAAUAUAGCAAUUACCUAUGACGGAUUAGAGGAAGACGACGAGGUCUUUGAAGUGGUUCUGAUCUCCCCUGUGAAUGCCAUUCUUGGCACCAGGACAAAAGCUGUAGUGAAAAUUUUGGACUCAAAAGGAGGUCAAUGCAGCUCAUUCCAUUCCUCAAGCCAAAACAUUCACAACUUAUGGAUGAAAGGAACAUUGCUUCCAGGCUCCUCUUCGUCUUCCAGGCAUGGCACUGCUCACUUGGAAGGAAUCCCACUGCCCUCUUCCAAAGAGAUGGUAGUGCAGAGCCAGGCCAAGCUACCGGAAUUCAACUCAGUGAAUCUUGCAAGGAGCAGGCUAAGGGCCAUAGGAAAUGGCCAGACAGUCCGUCCUUCUUCGGCAUUUAGAAAUGGCACUGGUGUGUUUUUUAAAUACCAUGGGAUGGCUGUGCUAAGAGUGGAAGAUGACAAUCCAUUGCCUGGCAAAAAGAAGGUGGCAACUGUCACAGUAGUUAACCAAAGACAACCAAGGAAAAACGUGCUUUCUCCCAAGAAAACAGAAGGUCUGCAAGCAGACUCCAGCAUUCAGGUUCAGAGCCCUUCCUUUCCAAAUAGAUGUACACCGGAUUUGAAGGGUCUCUUGCAUUUUGAAGGGCACACCCAGCAGAUGUUUCAGUGUGAUGGUAUUUCUUGGAACUUAUGGAAUCACACAAACAAGGAUGCUAAUAUGAAAACCUGUCCUCCUGGAUGGAGCCAUCAUGAUAGAAGCUGCUAUGUCCUGAUCACUGAUCCAAAAGCCAAAUGGACCACAGCUGCCCAGGCUUGCAGGAAACGGUACCAUGGCAGUUUAGUAAGCGUGGCUUCCAAAUCACACAUGCGAUGGCUGUGGAACUUCAGCGGAAGGAGGCCUUUUUGGAUAGGCUUGAAUGAUCAAAGAAAUCCGGGCCAGUUAGAAUGGAACAAUGGAGAACGAGUUGCUUUCACAAACUGGAGAAAAGGACCACCUCGUCUUUCAAAGAAAGGAAGGAACUGUAUUUUAGUACAGCAACGGGGAAAAUGGCAACGGAAGGACUGUAGGAAGGGCAAAGGACACAACUAUAUAUGCUCGAGGAAACCUUAAAAGAAGAGCUGACAUUCCGAUACAUGCCUGGCCUUAUUUGUGUAUUUAUUUUCAGCCAAGGGGGGCUGGAAGGGCUGAAAAAUGGGGACGCGGGAGGCCUAUUUGCAAUACGUUUUAUAUUGGCAUGGGAGGAAGAUUGAAGGAGCAUCAUCAGAUGAGUGUUUUAUUGCUCACGUUUUUUUGCGGGUCCUUUUGACAACACUGUCUGCUUCCUGAUUGUCUCCUGCUCCUUCUGGUCUUCUUUCAGCGACAAAAUAAGAUCCCAGUAAAUCUGGUUUUGGGGGGGUGUUUUUUGAAACUUAGUGUGCCCCCAUUUCCUGCUGCGUGCAGGAAAAACAGCGUGGUAAAAAAUGCCCACAGAAUGGGCCACCUGGUCACUGUUUACUUCCUCUUUCUUCCCUGUAUGAAGAAAGAGGUAGUAUUGUGGGACAGAAGCGGGGGUGGGAGGGUGAAGUGCCGGUAUGGAAGCACAAUUUCCCCCCUGUCUGAUGACAUUCAGAAUGAUGGAGGAAACUCUGACACUCCCCCUCCUCUUCGCUCCCCCUCCCUCUCUCCAGUGUUUGAUGGUGUAUUGGGUAUGAAUGAAGAAGCAACUUUGUUUGCCCCGGAGUCCCUUUCUAUCAAGACUCUUUCAAGAAAUUCAAAAUAUGAACCAACUAGGGCAGUAACUGGAGAAGACCUCUGGGGUGGAUGUAGACAUUGUGCUGCAUGCUACCUACCCCUUCUUUGCUAGGCAGGAUGUUCCAUUCACCACAAGACUACAGUUCUUUAGUUGUAAAAAUGGAAGCAAAAUGACAUCCUGGUGUACAAAGCUUGUAAAAGAAGAUGCACCAUGUUGGCUACGGAUACUUCUGAACUUGAAAUGGGAGGGAGGGGCAAGACAAAGAAAGUCAGAAUGAUGCCCUUCCCCCUUCACACAUGUUUAAUGUCUCACUGAGAUGGAGGGAAAUGAUGCCUUCUGUUGAGACUGCCACCUAAAAUGAUUGCAUCAUGUUGGCCCUGGAGAUGCAGUACUUUUCUGAACUUUUAAAUUCUUAUUUCAAAUGGAAUAUGGACAGAGCUCAAAUUGUAAGCUCCAAAGAUCAUUACAAACUAGAUCUGGCCAGCAGUGUCAAUUGAUUUCAGGAUUAAAGAGUUCUAGCAGAAUUAUAUAUGCUAUUUCUCAGUGAUAUGUUAGUAUCGCAAAUAAACCCUAAACCUUGUUUGCAUGUAACAUUUCUGCCUCAGCUGUUCUUCACUUGUGCUCUUUCGU